AUGCUGCGCAUCACGACGAGCGCCGAUCGCGGCGGCAAGGGCGGAACAGACGCGACAGACGACGGGGCUGCCACCUCCCCCUCCCCGUCGCUUUCCCCCUCGCCUUCCCCUUUAUCCCCCGCGCUUUCCCCUUUCUCCCCCACGCCUCCGCCGUUCUCCCCGUCGUCCGCGUCCGCGCAAAUCAGCCGGCGCCGGCUGCACAUGAGCUACGACUUCGACGGGGAGAGCAGCAGCGGCGGGGAGGGCGGCGCAGGCGGAAGCGGAAGCGCGCGUCGAGUGCGGCAGGGGCACCGCAGCUUCUCCCACCGCUCCGGAGUGCUCUCCCCUCCCGAUACUUCCUCCUUAGGAUCGCCCGCCCCCGCCGCCAGGCCCGCCAGUCCCCUGGGCAGUCCGCGCAGAAGCGCGAUUGGGGGGCUUGGCGCGCUUGUAGAGGGUGGGGGCGGGGAGGCGGGAUUGGCGCUCAGGCCCUUGCGGCUGGGGAAGGGGAGUCCAGGCGGGGGCGCCGCAGUCGGACCUGCCGAAAGGUCAGUGGUGAGGAGGGUCGGCGGAGACGGGGGAACAGGCGCAGAGCUGCGUGAUAGCGGUGGCGCGGGGGAAGAGAGCCGGCGGAGUGGGGCGGGUUUAGGUAGUGAGGCUAGGGUGGGGGAGGAAGGGAGCGAGGUGGGCGCAGUCGGUGCCAGGGGCGAGGCUGCGCGGAGUGAUGUGCUCGCGGGGGCGCAAGAGGCGCGGGCGCAAGGUCAAGCGAAAGAGCAAGCGCGUGACGGGACAGCAGCAGCGGCAGCAGGCGCCCUCGGAACGCCCAAGUCCGCCCCCGCGUCCCCCAGCUGGCUGGGCGGGUGGGCGGGCCUGCUGCUGGGCGCAGGCGGGGGGGAGGCGGGCGUGGCGGAAGAGGGGAAGGGGGAGGCGGGCAAGGGGCAGGAUGGUGCAGGUAGAGCGGGCGGGCUGAGCUUGCUGUCCCCGUUCGCGUGGAAGGGAGGCGGGAUGUGGGGGGACGGCGGUAAGGGGAAGGGAGGGGAGGGGACGGGGGAAGGGGAUGGGACGAAGCAGGGGGAGGGAAGAGCGGGCGGUGAGGAGAAGGCAGCAGGCGGGGAGAAUGAAGGAGGGGGCAUGGGAGAGGCGCAGGGCUGGGGGGGACAGGAGCGCGCAGGGGAGGGAGACGAGCGGGAAGCAGAGGAAGGGAGGAAAGAGGAAGCAGGGGAGGCGGAACGGGAAGGCGUGAGGAAUGGGGAAGGGGAAGAAGAUGAGGAGCGUGCUUUGGAAAGAGGGGCGAGCAGUGGUGAUGCGCGGAGCAGGAGCGUGGAGGGCAGGGGCCAAGGGAAGGGAGCGGCUGACCAUGACAGUGACUUUGCGUUCCGAGCAGCGCAGUGGGGCGACGGUGGGGGUGGGCUACGGGAUGGGGGUGUGGGGGUGGUGGCGCAGGAUGGUGGGGUGAUGCGGGAUGGUGGGGUGUUACGGGAUGGUAUGGGGAUGGAUAAUGUUUAUAAUCCAAAUACGGAUGACUCUGAUAGCGAGGAUAUAUGGAGAAGUUGCAAAACAGAGCUAGGUGAACACGAGAAGGUGGAUAGCGAUGAUAGUGGCAGCAGCGAGCAAGCUAGUAACGAGAAUAGAGGGAACGUUGAGGCUCAUAGCGAUGGCAGUGGGCUGCUUGAGGGAGCCAAUAGUGAGGACGCUGGUAAUGAGGAAGCUAGUAGUGAGGACAGUGAGAGUGACGAGACUAGUAUGACGGAUGCUGAAAGUGAGGUGGGAAGUAGUGAGAGUGAUAGUGAGAGUAAGAGUAAGAGUGAGAUCAAGAGUAAGAGUGACAGUGACAGUGAGAGUGAGGGUGAGAGUGAGAGUGAGGCUAAGGUUAAGAGUAAGAUUGAGAGUAAGAGCAAGAGUGAGAGUGAGAGUGAGAGUGAGGGUGAGAGUGACAAUGAGAGUAAGAGUAAGAUUAAGCAUGAGAGUGAAAGUGAAAAUAAGAGUGAGAGUGAGAGUGAAACUAGGAAUGAGAGUGAGAGUAAGAUUAAGGGUACGAGGGAGAGGGAGAGUGAGGGUGAGAGUGAGAGUGAGAGUGGGAGUGAAAUUGAGAGUGAGAGUAAGAGUAAGAGUAAGAGUAAGAGUAAGAGUAAGGGUACAAGUAAGAGUGGGAGUGAGAGUGAGAGUGAGAGUGAAAGUGAGAAUAAGAGUAAGAGUACGAGUACGAGUGAGAGUGAGAGUGAGGGUGAGAGUGAGAGUGAUAGUAAGAAUAAGAGUAAGAGUAAGGGUAAGAAUGACAGUGAGAGGGAAAAUAAGAGCGAGAGUGAGAGUGAAACCGAGAGUGGGAGUGAGAGUGAAACCGAGAGUGGGAGUGAGAAUGAAACAAAGAGUGAAAGUGAGAGUAAAAUUAAGAGUAAGAGUGAGAGUGAGAGUGAAACCGAGAGUGAGAGAAGGGAGCAAAGGGAGCAAGACGGGGGGCAUGAAGGGUGUGGGGAGAGUGAGGGAGCAGUGGAUGGGGACGGGCGGGCAGGGCUUGAUGGCGAGAAGGGUGGGAGAGAGCUGGCUGCGGGGGAGGAACGAGAGGAAGAGGAGGAAAGCGAGGACGAUGAACGGACGGAGCAAGAGGAGGAGACAGAAGCACAGGGCGCGGCGAGGAAAGGGGAGGCGGGCGAUGAGGAGAGUGGGGAGGAAGGAGGGGAGAAGGUAGAGAGUACUAGAGCCCCUGGUGCUUUAGGUGGUCUGGUUGGUGCUAGUAUUGGUGCUGAUGGUGGUGGUGGUGAGGAAGGGGGGAAUUCUAGGACAAACGAUAGUGAGAACAGCAGGGCAGGGGGUGGCAGUGUCAGGGACGGGUGUGAGGAAAGGAGGGGAGAGGGUGAGGAGAGAGGGGGUAGACUCGAGGAGGAACAGCAGGAGAGUGAGGAGGCAGGGGAGAAAGUCGAGGAGGGAGGGACGGAGAGUGAGGAGAGGGGGGAGAGGGAGGAGAGGGAGGAGAGGGAGGAGAGGGAGGAGAGGGAGGAGAGGGAGGAGAGGGAGGAAAGGGAGGAGAGGGAGGAGAGGGAGGAGAGGGAGGAGAGGGAGGAGAGGGAGGAGAGGGAGGAGAGGGAGGAGAGGGAGGAGAGGGAGGAGAGGGAGGAGAGGGAGGAGGGGGAGGAGAGGGAGGAGAGGGAGGAGAGGGAGGAGAGGGAGGAGAGGGAGGAAAGGGAGGAGAGGGAGGAGAGGGAGGAGAGGGAGGAGAGGGAGGAGAGGGAGGAGCAGUGGGUGGAACCCGUGGGUGGCGGGAACGAGGCAACAGCGACUGGAGUGAGGGUUGCUGUGGGUGGUGCUGGUGCGCAGAUACAGAGUGAGAGUGAACGCAGUGAGAGUGAGAGCAGUGAGAGUGAGAGCAGUGAGAGUGAGAGUGAGGGUGAGGAAAAGGAGAGGGAGAAAGAAGGUGAGAGUGAGGGGAGUGAGGGAGAGAGUGACAAUGAGGGGACUCAGGGAGAGAGUGAGAGUGAGAGGGAGGGUGAGAGUGAGAGGGACGAGGGAAUGGAAGGGCAAGUAGAGUGUGAGAGAGAGGGGUGUUUGAAGGGUGUUGAAGCAGCACCACCGGUGAAGGCUGCUGUGGGUGUUGUGGAGGGGGAAGAGGGUGGGGGCAGUGAGAGUGAGGGGUCUGGGAGUAAGAGUGAGAAAAAGAGUGCGGAGGGAGGGGAAGGGAAGGUGGAGCAUGGAAAGCAGGAGGAAGAGCCUUGGGCUGAUGUUGACGCCACAACAGCGGCUGCACCGAUGGGUGGAGUGGGUGGUGUGGAGCGGGAAGAGAGUGGGGGGAGUGAGAGUGAGAGUGAGGGUACUGAGAGGGAUAGUGGGAGUGAGAGCGAGAGUGAGAAUGAGGAGACUAAGGUUGGGGAGAUUGAGAAUAAAGAGAGUGGAAGUAAGUUGAGCGGGAGUGAGGGAAGUGAGAGUGAGGAGAGUGAGAGUGAGAGUGAGGGAGAGGAGGGGCAGGAAGGGCAGGUAGAGCAUGAGAAAGAGGGGACCUUAAAGGGUGCUGGAGCGACCACACCAGCUGCAGCGGUGGGUGGGGAUCAGGAACAGAGAGAGGGGAGCGAGAGCGAGAGCGAGAGUGAGGAGAGUGAGAGUGGGGUUGAGGGUGAGAGAGAGGAGGGGCAGGAAGGGCAGGUGGAGUAUGAGGAGGGGCAGGAAGGGCAGGUGGAGUAUGAGGAGGGGUCCUUAAAGGGUGUUGAAGCGACAGCGCCAGCUGCACUGUUGGCUGCUGCUGUGGGUGGUGUGGAGCAGGAACAGAGUGAGGGGAGCGAGGGUGAGAGUGAGAGUGAGAGUGAGAGUGAUAUUGAGAGUGUGGAAGAAGGGGACGGGAAGGUGGAGCAUGGGAAGGAGGGGGAGGGGCUCUUGAACGGUGUUGAAAUCACAGCAGCAGCUGCACCGAUGGUUGCUUUGUGUGGUGUGGAGCAGGAACAGAGUGAGGGGAGUGAAAGUGAGAGUGAGAUGGAAGGUGAGAGGGAGAGGGAGAGUGAAACUGAGGAGACUAAGGUUCCGGAGAUUGAGAAUAAGGAGAGUGGGAGUAUGUUGAGCGAGAGUGAGGGAAGUGAGAGUGAGGAGAGUGGAAGUGAGAGUGAGAGGGAGAGCGAGAGGGGGACUGAAAGUGAGAGUGAGAGUGAGAGUGGGAGUGAGAGUGAGAGUGAAGUGCUGGUGGAGCAUGGGCAGGAGGGGACGUUGGAUGGUAUGGAGAGCUCAGCUCCCCCUUCUGGAUCGAUGGCUGCUGCUGUGGGUGGUAAGGGGCAGGGACAGAGUGAGGGGAGCGAGAGUGAGAGUGACAGCGACGAUGAGGACGGAGUGGAGGGGCAGGUAAAGUGCGGUACGGAGGGGUGCUUAGAUGACGAUGAAGUGGCAGCGCAAGCUGCACCGGCGGCUGCUGCCGUGGGUGGUGUGGGUGAGGAACAGAGUGAAGGGCGUGAUAGUGAGAGUGAAUACAGAGGUGAGAACGUAAUGGAGGCGCAGGUAGAGAGCAGUUCUGAGCGGUGCUUGGAUGAUGAUGCAGCAGCAGCGCCAGCUGCACUGGUGGCUGCUUCUGUGGGUGGUGUGGGGCAGGGACAGGGUGAGGGGCGUGAGAGCGAGGAGACCAAGGGUGGGGAGAUUAAGGACAAGGAGAGUGCGAGUAAGUUGGGCCAGAGUGAGGGACGUGAGAGUGAGGAGAGUGAGAGUGAGAGUGUAGAGAGUGAGAGUGAGAAUGGGAGUGUGAGUGAAGAAAGCGAGAGUCAGAGUGAGAGAGAGGAGAGUGCGAAUGAGAGUGAGAGAGAAGAGAGUGGGAUUGAAAGCAAGAAGGAGGAGAGUGGGAGUGAGGGAAGUGGAGAGAGACAAGGGGAUGCAGGGGAGAUGAUUGAACAGGAGAAGGAAGGUGGGGGGCACAAUAGCGGGUGGGGUGAGACGGACGGUGGGAGUGAGACUGGGAGUGAGAGUGAGAGUGAGAAUGUGAGCGAGGAUGAGAGUGAGACUGAUAGUCAUGGAGAACAUGUAAGGAGGCUGGUUGAUGCUGUUGCUGCUGCUGCUGUUGAUGCCGCUGCUGCUGCUGAUGCUGUUGCUGCUGCCGCUGCAGCUGUUGUUACUGCUGCUGCGGCAGCUGCCGCGGCUGAUGCCGAUGCUGAUGCUGCUGCUGGUGCUUAUGCUGGUGCUGAUGCUGAUGCUGCUGCUGCUGCUGCUGCUGCUGCUGCUGCUGCUGCUGCUGCUGCUGCUGUUGGUGCUGAUUUUGCUGCUGGUGCUGGUGCUGAUGCUGAUGCUGCUGCUGGUGCUGAUGCUGAUGCUGGUGCUGGUGCUGAUGCUGAUGCUGAUGCUGCUGCUGGUGCUGGUGCUGUUGCUGAUGCUGCUGCUGCUGCUGGUGCUGCUGCUGCUGCUGCUGCUGCUGCUGAUGCUGCACCUGAUACUUCCUGGGCUGCCUCUGCUGCUGCAUCAGGUGUUGAGGAAGGGCAAGAACUGGAACAGGCAGGUGAAGGGCCGGAGUUGGAACAGGCAGGUGAAGCACACGGGAAGGAGAGCAGCGAGGAGGACGGUGAGUGUGAGCAUGGCAGCUCAACUCAAUUUGACGUUCAUGCCACUCCAGCUGCCAGCCAUGCCACCUGCAGGGCUGAAGUACCAGAGAGUGCAGCAGUGCUGGAAGUGCUGAGUCCAGUCUUUGCUGCUGCGCCGCACAGCAGACCCGCCCUGCAGGCUCCCUGGGACGACGAUGACGGCGAUGGUGAGAGUGCUCGUGGCCUGGUUGCAGCUGUGGAUGCAGCGGGUGAGGGGGAGCAGCAUAGGGGGAGGAACGGGGGUAGGGAGGGUGCGGGGGCAGUGCAGGACAUGUUUGUAGCAGAGGAGCUGGCGGCUGAGGGCGUGGAGGAGGGGAGUGAGGUGGUGGAGAGUGAGGGAGUGGGGACAGCAGUGGGGGGUAAAGUAAUGAGGGCGGCAGUGGAGAGUGAUAAAGGGAGGGCGGCAGCUGCAGUGCAGGACAUGUUUGUGGCAGACGAACUGGCGGCUGUGGGCGAGGAGGAGGAAGGGAGUGGGGAAGUGGAGGAGAGUGAGGGAGAGAAGGGGUCGGCAACGAAUGAGGGAGUGGGGGCGGCAUUGCAGGGUGAUGCAGCGAGGGUGGCAGUGCAGGAUAUGUUUGUGGCGGACGAGGUGGCUGCUCUGGAGGUGCAGAAAGGGAGCAGGGAAGUGGAGAGCGAGGGAGUGCGGGCGGCUGCAGUGGAGGGUGAUGGAGGGAAGGCGGCAGUGCAGGAUAUGUUUGUGGUGGACGAGUUAGUUGCUCUGGGUGCAGCGGAAGUGAGCAGGGAAGUGGAGAGCGAGGGGGAAAAGAUGGCACAUGCGAGUGAAGGGGUAUGGGCAGUAGGGACGGGUGAUAGAGUGAGGGCGGCAGUGGGGAGUGAUGAAGGGAGCACCGCAAUGCAGGACAUGUUUGUGGGCGGGGAACUGAUUACCCUGGGCAUGGAAGUACAAAGCAGGGCGGUAGAGAGGGAUGAAGAGAGGCGGGCAGUAAAGAAUCAGGGAGUGGGUACGGCAGUGGAGGAGGGAAAUGCAGUAAGGGGGCCAGGGCAGGACAUGUUUGUGGCGGGGGAACUUUCUGGCCUGGGGGUGGAGGACGGGAGUGGGACCGUGGAGAGGGAUGGAGAGGAAUGGGCGGUGCAGCACGAGGGAGUGAGAAUGCGAGUGGCGAGUGAGAGUGAGAGAGGCGAGAAGCAGGACAUGUUUGUGGAGGGCGAGCUGGUUGCCCUGGGCGUGGAGGAGGAAGGGGGUGUGAAAGUGGAGAGCGAGGGAGAGAAGAGGGCAGGGGAGAGGGCGGCAGGGCAGGACAUGUUUGUGGCGGGGGAGCUGGUUGCUCUAGGCGUGGAGGAAGGGAGUGGGAAAAUGGAGAAUGAGGGAGUGGGGGCAGCAGUGGCGAGUGGUGGAGGGAAGGCGGCAGUGCAGGAUAUGUUUGUGGAGGGGGAGCUUGCUGGGCUGGGCGUGGAGGAAGAAAGUGGGCCAGUGAAGAUGGAGGGGGAGAAGGACGCAGUACGGACUGAGGGGCUGAGGGCGGUAGUGGGGAGUGAUGCAGGGUGGCUGGCAGUGGGGAGUGCUGAAGAGAGGGAGGCGGUGCAGGACAUGUUUGUGGAGGGGGAGCUUGCUGGGCUGGGCGUGGACCGGGAGGGCCCCACAUCCCCCACGCCCCCCACAGCCACUUCCCCCACGCCCCCCACAGCCACGUCCCCCACGCCCCCCACAGCCACAUCCCCCACGCCCCCCACAGCCACGUCCCCCACGCCCCCCACAGCCACAUCCCCCACGCCCCCCACAGCCACGUCCCCCACGCCCCCCACAGCCACAUCCCCCACGCCCCCCACAGCCACCCCCCCCACGACGCCCAAGAGCGGUGUGAGUCCGAACGCGCGGCAGCGCAUGCAGCGGGCGGCGAGGAAGCUGCAGUUCGUCACGUUCCUGCGCUCGCACAUGGGGGGGAAGGCGGAGGGCGGGGCUGGUGGGACACACGUGGGGAACAUGGCGGAGGGUGGGGCGCACGUGGGGGGAAGGGUGGAGGGUGAGGCGCAGGUGGGGGGAAGAGCGGAGGGUGAGGCAGGUGGUGCGCAGGUGGGAGGCAGGGCGGAGCAUAGGACUGAUGAGGAGCGACGGAAUGACCUUGAAGUCAAACUGGAGAGAGAAGCGAGGGUGGGUUGGGACGGCCCUGUGGGUGGUGAGGGGGAGAGGUUGGUGGUUGGUGAGAGCACAGCGAGUGUGAUGGAGGCAAUGCAGCGUGCUGAUGGUUCUCUGGGUGGUGGGGCGGACAGCUCGAUAGGUGUUGGCGGCACAGCACGUGUUGAGGAUGCGGUUGAGCGAGGGGGAAGGCUGUCUCCGGUUGGAGAUGCACUGGAGUUGCGGGAGGGGGAUAGGGAGGAGAUGGGGGCCGAGGCGGCAAGGGGAGGGAGAGAGGGGUUGGAGAGUGAAGGGGAUCGGGAAGAGGGAGAAAUGGAGGAGAGGAAAGAAGGAAGUGCAGAAGGAGAAGGUGGAGAGAGGGAGGAGGGAGAAGGGAGGGAAGAGGAAAGAGAGGGGAGAGAAGAGGUGGGAGAGGGGAGGAAGGAGGAGGGAGAGGGGAGGGACGACGAGGGAGAUGGGAGGAAAGGGGAGGGACUGGAGAAAGAGAGUGAAGGGAAAGGGGAAGUGGGAGGGGAGAGGGAGAGUAAAACGCGGAAAGAAGAGGAUGAAGGCAAGGUGAGUGAAGUGGAUGGAGAGACUUGGGAGUGUGAGGUGGAGGAAAGAGAGAAAUAUGAGGAGGAGGAUUCAAGGGAUGAGCAGGCAGGGGGCAAUGGUGUGUGGAGCAAGGGAGAGGAGGCAGGGAGUGAGAGGCAUGUGACAGAAAAUUCAAGGGCAAGUGAGAGACGGCAGGUGGAACAGUACAUUGAGAGCGGUGAGGCGGUGCUACAGGCGGUGCUACAGGCGGAGGAGGGGAGUGAGAAGAAGCAAGAGGUAGAGAAGGAAGGGAGUGGUUCGCCUUGUGCCCCCGACUCCCCUGCAUCCAUUCCGGAGUCUCCCACCUCUGGCGUUGCUGCCUCCAGCAUUCCGCCUGCCCUCCCUCCCCCUCCUCCUGCAGUGGCUGACUUGAGGGUUGACGAGAGCGAGGGGGGGAAGAGUGAAGAAGAGGGAGAGAGGGCGGAGAGGGAAGAGGAGGGAGGGGAAGGAGAGAAGGGGGAGAGUGAAGAGGAGGGAGAGAAGGGGGAGAGUGAAGAGGAGGGCGAGGAGGGAGAAAAAGGGGAUAGUGAAGAGGAGGGAGAGGAGGGAGAGAAGGGGCAGAGUAAAGAGGGAGAGUUGGUGCGACAUGAGGAGGGGAGUGCAAUUGGGGAUGAGGCGGGAGAGGGUGUUGGUGGUGUGGUUGACCAGGGACUGGGUAAAGGGGGCGAGGAGUGGGAGGGACAGGCGGGUAAAGUGGGGCAUGUGGAGAGGCGGGCGCCGGCAGAGGAUGACGCGAGGCAUGAUAGCAGCAGCGUCAGUAGCACAGCAGGAGCAGCAGCAGUGACGGCAGCAGCAGCCGCAGCAGCAGCAGUGGCGGCAGCAGCAGCAGCAGCAGCUGGAGUGGUGCCCGGGGCACUGGAGCCUCUGCAAUCUGCUGUCAAGUUGCCCGCCUGGCAGCCGGUCGACCAAUCAGAAGACGCCGCCACCUCACACACUUCCGGUGGUGGAGGCAUCUCCUCUCCCACCAGCACCGAUGCUGCUCCUCAUGCCGAGUCACCCUGUAACGAGGACGCCACAUCCUCAUCUCUCUCCCCUGAUGCUACAUCCCCGUCUGUCUCCCUCAGCUCUCCCACAUUCAUUACUGCGCCUCCUGCCACCUCCUCCUCUCUCCUUGCAGAUACCAACUCCCCCCAUCACCCUAACCCUGCAUCCCCCCGUUCCCCCACCCCCACCUCCCCUCAUCUGCCCACCUCUGGCUCUCCUCGUGUCAAUGAAGCGGGGUCCCCCACUUCAGUCCCCGACUCCCCCACCUUUGGACUCACUAGUAGUACCCCUGUCAUUGCGAACCCUACUUCUGCUGCUCCGGCUGCUGUGGCUGCUGCUGCCGUUCUGGGUGACCCGAGCACGGACUCGCCCACAUUCACCCCGGAUUCACCAACCUUCGGGUUCGCUGCCCCCAGCGUCGCGAGCGCGGGAGCACAUGCUUCUGCUGCCACUGCUGCCAGUGCUGCCAGUACUGCCAGUGCUGCCAGUGCUGCCGCUGCCGCUGCUGCUGGCGGGUGGGGGAGUGUCUCUGCAGCGGCUGCAGGCGCCCUCGGCGAUUCCUCCCCUCCCACUGUGGAUUUCUGGCGUGCCGACUCUCUUGACUCUGUUGACUCUGCCGACUCGACUGCUCUCGAUCACGAUGCUCUUGAUGGGCGUGAGUAUGAUGCCCCCAGCGCUGCCAAAGCCCACACAGAGGAUGCUGCAGCUGGAGAACUGCUAGCAGGAGUGGCACUGCAGGAGGCAGAGCAGGGUGGGAAGCAGGAGGCAGAGCAGGCGGGGCAGCAGGAGGAGGUAGAGCAAGCGGGGCAGGGGGGCGAGCGAGUGGACUGCCUGAUUGAGGACUCGGUGCACUCCAUGCUCUUUGGGCCCAAUCUCGUUGCCACUAUUUCCUCUUCUGCAUGCCACACCCCUCCCAUCGUCCGUCCUGUCUCUCCCUGCCCCUCCUCGCCCCCGCUACAGGCUGAAGGUGCCUCCGGAGCUUCAACUCCAGUCACUUCACAACCAGCAUCACCAUCACCCCUGUCAACGCACACCGACACCGCCCUGGCGUCCCUGGCGUCUAUCUUCGACCGCCACAUGGAGGAGCGCGAGAGAGCAGGGGACCCACCUCCAUCUCUCACCACUGCCAUCUCACAACCCAUUCUAACUCCCCCUCCCCCAUCCAUUCCUUCUCUACCUGUCCGCCCCUCCUCGCCUCCCCGCCCCGCCUUUCCCUCCUCUGCCUCCUCUCCCGCCCCCUCACUCCGCCCCUCCCCCUUUCCCCCCUCACCUUCCUCCAAACCCCCAUCCCUGCCCCGCCCUUUCCCUCCCUCCAGCCCCCGUUCCCGCCCCUCUUCCCCUUCCCUCCCCCGUCCCUCUUCCCCCUCCUUUCCCCACCCCCCGCUCUCCCCCUCUCCCUCCCCCCGCCCCUCCAACCUUCGCACUCUAUCUCGCCGGCGCCCCCCUUCCCCCCCAAUGCCCUCCCCCUCUUCCCGCCCCCGCGCCCUCCGCCCCCUCACAGUGGUAGCAGCUGCCUCGGAAGGCACCUCCUACUCCCCCCGCGCCUUCCCCAUCCUCUCCCCCUCCGCCUCCCCUCGCACCCGCUCCGCCUUCUCCCCGUCCUCCUCCCCUCCCUGCUCUCCCUCACUCUCCUCCGCUCCUCCUCCCUCCCAGACCUUCUCACUCCCAUCCUUUCUCUCGGACCGCUACCUACCCUCCUCCUCCUCCACCUCCUCCUCCUCACCCAUUGUCACAGGCACACCUGCUGCUGCUGCCUCCUCUGCAGCGGAUUCCGACCACCCUUUCCCCACCCAGCCACCUUUGCUUGUGCUGGACUUUCCACCGUCUUUAAACCCUGCAAGUGAUUCUGAAAAAGUACCAGGUGAACCUUCAGGUGAAUCUUCAGAAAAAUCACCUGAGGAUGAAUCACCUGAAAAUGAAUCUGAAGAUGAAUCACCUGAAGAUGAAUCACCUGAAGAUGAAUCACCUGAAGAUGAAUCAACUGAAGAUGAAUCACCUGAAGAUGAAUCACCUGAAGAUGAACCAUCCUCUACAGCAGCAGCAAGAAGCAGCAGCAACAGUGAUGUUCACUCUGUUGACCCUGUUUGCCCUGUUGACUCCUUCAACUUUGCUGGCCCGGUUGACCCCAUCGAUCCUAUUGGUCCUGUUGAUUCCAUUCACCCCGUUGACCCUGCUGCCACCCUGCUGUUGGCUGCUGUGCCUGCCUGUGAGCCUGCCGACACAGGAGAGGAAAGAGGUGGAAGCAAGGGAGAGGAAAGAGGUGGAAGCAAGGGAGAGGAAAGAGGUGGAAGCAAGGGAGAGGAAAGAGGUGGAAGCAAGGGAGAGGAAAGAGGUGGAAGCAAGGGAGAGGAAAGAGGUGGAAGCAAGGGAGAGGAAAGAGGUGGAAGCAAGGGAGAGGAAAGAGGUGGAAGCAAGGGAGAGGAAAGAGGUGGAAGCAAGGGAGAGGAAAGAGGUGGAAGCAAGGGAGAGGAAAGAGGUGGAAGCAAGGGAGAGGAAAGAGGUGGAAGCAAGGGAGAGGAAAGAGGUGGAAGCAAGGGAGAGGAAAGAGGUGGAAGCAAGGGAGAGGAAAGAGGUGGAAGCAAGGGAGAGGAAAGAGGUGGAAGCAAGGGAGAGGAAAGAGGUGGAAGCAAGGGAGAGGAAAGAGGUGGAAGCAAGGGAGAGGAAAGAGGUGGAAGCAAGGGAGAGGAAAGAGGUGGAAGCAAGGGAGAGGAAAGAGGUGGAAGCAAGGGAGAGGAAAGAGGUGGAAGCAAGGGAGAGGAAAGAGGUGGAAGCAAGGGAGAGGAAAGAGGUGGAAGCAAGGGAGAGGAAAGAGGUGGAAGCAAGGGAGAGGAAAGAGGUGGAAGCAAGGGAGAGGAAAGAGGUGGAAGCAAGGGAGAGGAAAGAGGUGGAAGCAAGGGAGAGGAAAGAGGUGGAAGCAAGGGAGAGGAAAGAGGUGGAAGCAAGGGAGAGGAAAGAGGUGGAAGCAAGGGAGAGGAAAGAGGUGGAAGCAAGGGAGAGGAAAGAGGUGGAAGCAAGGGAGAGGAAAGAGGUGGAAGCAAGGGAGAGGGAGCCCUGCCUGCUGCUGCUGCUGCUGCUGAUGGCACAGUGGCAGGGGCAGGGGCAGCAGUGGUGUGUACAGCAGACACAGGAGAAGGUGGUGACAGAGGGGGAGAUGAAGCACUGCCUACUGCCUCUCUUGCACCCCCUGCAUCUGCUGUCCCUGCUGCCCCUGCUGUUGCGGUUGCCGGCACAGCGGCAGUGGGAGCAGCAGCAGCGGUUUUUGCUGCUGCAGUGGCUGGUGCGGGCGGCAGCUCGCCUGAAGUGGAGGGUAGGAGGGAGGAAUCAGACGGUAGGGAGGCAGUGGAGGGAAGGGAGGAGAAGAGUGGGACAGACCAGUCUGACAGGGCAGAGGGGCGAGUGAAUGGAAGUGAGAGGAGUGGGGAGGGCGAUGAGAAGGGGAGCAGUAUGCCUGCCAUGGUGGCGGUACCAGAUGGUGCCACCACGGGAACAGCAGCGACGGUGACACCACUUGCGACCUCCUUGGAGGCUCCUUCUCUGUUGGUGGAACCGGGCGUGUUAGCACCUGCCUCAGCAACAUUGCCCAGGCCAAUGGUUGCCACUGCAGCUGGUGAUGGCAGCGGCAUGGGGAUGGGCAGUGGCAUUGAGGAGGCUGAGCUUACUUUCAGCACCACCAUCGCCCAUGCUAGCAGUGGCAGCAGCAGCAGUGCAAGUGAGGGUGCAAGUGUUGCAAGCAGCAUGACACCAGCUGUCUCUGCGGAAUCUGCUCCCCACAUGCCUCUCUUCCGCCCCAAGGCCCCUCCUCCCCUCCCGCUCUCUCCUCGGCCCCUGUCUCCCCUGCGUUCCAAGCAGUACCUUGCGCUCUUCUCCUCCCCUCCAAUGUCCCCGGAUCUAAAAAAGCAGCAGCAGCAACAGGCAGCAGCAAGGAGGGUGGACUCUCCCCCUCUCUCCCCGCAGCAAAUGUCUGCUCUCUCGCCGUCACCUCCCCGUACGAGACCGGCGAGAGCAUCGGCAGCUGGGUGUGACGUGGCAGGUCUUGCGGACGUGGCAGAUGAUGCUCACGUGGAAUUUUCCUCUGAUGCCGCCAGCAGCGCAGGUACCCCUGCAGUGGCUGGAUUGGGCCUGCGGACAGUGUGCUCCGGUGAAGUGGAAGAGGAGAAAGAGAGGGAGGAGGGAGAGGAGGGAGAGGAAGGAGGGGAGGGAGAGGAGGUAGAGGAGGUCGAGGAGGGGGGAGAGGGAGUGGAGGAAGAGGAGGAUGAAUGGAAGGAGGGCAACAGAGGGGAGCAAGGGCAGGAGCAGAAAGGCUCUACAGCCUUUGUGGCGGUUCCUAUCCCUGUCCACACUAGCCCUGAUGACCUCUCCACUCGUGCCACGUCCCCCGCUCCUGCUGCUGCAGCAGCAGCGGCGGGUGGGGUGCGGGAUAUACAAGGGCGAGUGAAGGGUCUGGCGUCCAUGUUUGAAGCCAAGUUGGCAGCCAAGCAUCAGAAGCAGGCAGCGCCGCUGCCCCUCGCCACCACCACCACCACCACGCCUGCCCCUACUGCACCUUCCCACACCACCUCCCACACGCCUUCACCGCUCACAGCUUCCCCAACGGCUACCACCCCAACGGCUACCACCCCAACGGCUACCACCCCAACGGCUACCACCCCAACAGCUACCACCCCAACGGCUACCUCCCCCACAGAGCCUCCCCCCACAGAGCCUCCCCCCGCAGAGCCUCCCCCCACAGAGCUUCCCCCCACAGAGCCUCCCCCCACAGAGCCUCCCCCCACAGAGCCUCCCCCCACAGGGCCUCCCCCCACAGGGCCUCCCCCCACACUGCCUCCCCCCACAGAGCCUCCCCCCACAGAGCAUGCCCCCACAGAGCCUGCCCCCACAGAGCCUCCCCCCACAGAGCCUCACCCCACAGAGCCUCCCCACACGGCGCCCCCGUUGGCAGCAGGCCCUCAGAAGCAGCAGCAGUGGGGGUGGUCGUCCCUUCUCGCCAUGGCCUGGCGCCCCUCCUGGCGCUCUGCUCAACCCCCCGCUCCUGCCUCCGAACCUCCCACCUCCGAACCUCCCGCCUCCGAAGCUCCCACCUCCGAACCUCCCACCUCCGAACCUCCCACCUCCGAAGCUCCCGCCUCCGAAGCUCCCACCUCCGAAGCUCCCACCUUUGAAGCUCCCACCUACGAAGCUCCCGCCUUCAAAGAACCUGCUUUCGAAUCUCUCAUAUCCGAACCUCCUGCCUCCGAACCUCCCUCUUCCGAGGCUUCCACCUCUGAAGCUCCCCCCUCCGAAACUCCCGCCCCCGAAGCACCCGGCUCCCAGGCUGACGUUGCUGGCAGUUGGGGGGUGGAUGAGGAGUCAGGGAGGUGGGCAGGAGAGGAGGCGAGGGAAGCGGGGCAGGAGGAGGAAGGCGGAGCGAGGCAGGGAAGGCGUGACGAAGAGGAUGGUUCAACGACUGAGGCAGCUGUAUUGCUGUUGCAGGAAGAUCUGGGGAAAGCGCUGGAGGCUUCAAGGGCUGUGCUUAGUGGGAGUGAUGAGGAGAGAGAGGGGAGGAGUGAAGGGGAGCGGAGGGGAGGAGGAGAGGAAGUGGGGGUGAUGGUGCAAGGGGAAGGAGGGAGAGAUGGGGAGGAGGGGAGUGCAGAGGUGGAGGGGGUGGCUGUGGGGGGUGUGGAAGCUGUGGAGGAGGAGGAAGAGGAAGAGGCCGACGGGAGAGGGGAUGAGUAUGGGAGGGAAGAUGACGGAGAAGCGGGGGAGUGCGUGUCUGAGGCAGCGAGCUCUAGUGACAAGGAAGCUGACGUGAAGGGUGAUGUGGAAGCUGACGUGGAGGGUGAUGUGGAAGCUGACGUGGAGGGUGAUGUGGAAGCUGACGUGGAGGGUGAUGUGGAAGCUGACGUGGAGGGUGAUGAGGAUGGUGUAGUGGAAAUUGAUCCGGAAGAUGACAUGAAACUUGAUUUGGGAGGAGAGGAGCUGGACGUGGGUCAGCUGCAGCGGGAUAUCGAGGCAGUUCUUAAGGAGGCUUUUAAAUUGAAAGGGAAGGGGUUGGAUGGGGUGUGGCGUGUGACUGUGGUGCGAGAUGGCAGUAAGGAGGGGAGCGUGGUGGAGGUGGAUGCUGGGGAGGUGGGUGUGGGGGAGGUGGGUGUGGGGGAGGUGGAUUUGGGGGCGGACGCUGAUGAUGAGGGGGAGGAUGAUUCAGAGGAGGAGGAAGAGGACGAUGAUAGCUAUGCUGGGGAAGAGGAUGAGGACGAGGAGGAAGAGGAAACGGAUGAAGAGGAAGAGGAGGAGAGCGAGGAGGAGAGUGGGGAGGAGGAGGGGUGUGUGGGGGAUAAGGCGAGGUCAUCAGAAGCAGCUACAGUGCAGGCAGGAUCAGGGCCUGCCAUACCCGUCUUGGCUGCUCGUGCUGCAGAUGUAGCAGUGGCGGCGAGAGAGGGGGGGGAGACGGAGAGCAGUGGGAGCGAGGAAUUCGCGGAUGCACGGGGUGCAUCAGGGGAUUCAGGGGGGUCAGAGGGUCGUGGAGAUCUAGGAAAGGGAGAGGAGGAGGAUGAGAGCGAGGGGGAGGAGGCAAGGGGGCAGCAGCAGUACCUCCCCAGCCUGCACAGCCAACCGCCCUCCUUGCCUCCUCAGACAUCCUCCCUCGCUGCUGUUGCUGCCUCCACUCCUGCUGCUGCUGCCCCCAGUGCCAGCGACAGUUGCGAUGCUGACAGCACUGGGAGCGCUGAGAGCGGUGAAGGCGUGCGGGCGACUGGCGGUGGUGAGAGCAGAGUGGGUGUUGACGGGCCUGGUGGCGCCAUUGAAGGCGCCACGGAUGAGCAACGCACCGAGGAGGAUAGAGUCUGUGUUGACGGCAUGGGCGGCAGUGACAGAAUGGCUGGCAUGGCUGGCAUGGGUGGCAUGGGGGGCAUGGGUGGCAUGGACAGCACGGGCGGCAUAGUGAACAUUGAGGAUGUGGUGGACGACGGUGCCUCUGACAGCUCCUCUGCAUACCUCUAUCACGACGCCCACAUGGAUCGCUUCAGCUCCGCCUCCUCCCUGCGCUCCGCUUCCUUCCGAAGCACCACCUCUUUCCGCAGCACUGCCUCUGCUUUCGAUGACGCUGCCUCCUCCUUUGAUGACACAGCCAGCACCAUUGCCGGCUACCAAACCCCGCCCACCUUUCCGCCCUCCCCCGCCUACUCCUUUUCCUCCGCCCCCUCCCCCUCCCGCCUCUCCCUCACCUCCCGCUCCUUCUUCCCGUCCCCGUUCCCCCCGACCCUCUCCACGCCGCACCUCUCUCCCCCCGAGUCCCCUGCCUCUGCAGCCUCGGAAGCACUCUACUCUGCUCGGGAAUACUUCACCCCGCGCGCCCAGUCCCCGUCUGCUGCCUCUCUGCGCUCUGACCAGCGCUUCUUCAGCAGCCCGGGCGGCACUGACGGCUUUCACACGCCUCUUCAUACCAUGCAGUCGCCGUCUCCCCGUGCCGGCCUGUACCUGCCCUCUCCCCGUGGCACUUUGCGUGCUCCUUCCCCCCGUGGCAGUUUGCGCUCUCCUUCCCCCCGUGCUAGCCUGCGCUCACCCUCUCCCCGUGCUGACCUGCGUGCAACAGCACAGCGAAGCGGCUUCCACACUCUCACUCCCCACUCCGCUCUCCGCUCCCUCUCCCUGCAGCCCGCUCGGCCUUCCUUCGCCGCUGCCAGUGCUGCUGGCGCUCGCAGCCUGGCGGACAGUGGAGGAGAGACAGGAGGUGGAAUAGGAAGAGAAGAAGCAGAGGGCAGGGAUACCAGCAGGGAUAUUGGCCGGAAUGUUGGCAGGGAUGGGCAGCAGCAGCCGGACCAGCAGCAGCAGGACUUGGGCCAGCAGCUAGGGGGAGGGAGGAUGGCGGCAGAGGAGGUGGAGGUGGAGGAGAGCGAGGAUAAGUUUGUGGUGGCUGAGCGGCCUGCUGCUGGUUACUCGCAGCCCGUGCAGCAGGAGCAGCGACAGGCGGAGGGGGGGAGGGAAGAGGAAGAGACAGAAGAGGAGGAGCAGAAAGAAAGCAUACCGCAGGAGAGGAUUAUUCCAGCAGCAGUUCCAGCCGUGGUCGCUGCUGUUGUUCCCAUCCUGAACCCUGACGCCCCAUCCUGUGACCCCACAGCAUCUGAACCCUCUCCCUGCAACCUCUCUGCUGCUGAUGCUGCUGCUCCUGACUCGGCUGCUUCUGGAGAAGACGCCAAGUGGAAGCUGCCUGGAAGGAGCCUGUUUGGUCUCUUUGCACGAGGCGCCGGUGGGAGUGCCAGCAGACGCACUGGGGGGACAGAAGAUGUGGCGGAGGAAGGAGUGGAAGGUGUUGGGGAGAGGGAGACGGGCAGCGGUGAUCCGAGAGGGGUGGAGCACGAGGAUGAGCUUGAGAGCGCUCGGGUUGGGGUGAGGGAGGAUGACGUGGUGGCAGGGGAUACGUUGGGCAGAGUGGAUGGUGGGAUGGCGUUGGGGAGAGCAGAGGGGGAGGAGCAGAAUGAGGAUGAGCCUCGGGAGGAGGAGGAGGUGAAGGGAAACAGCGAUGAGAGGAGACCAGAAGAGGAGCUGCAGAUGGGAGAGGGGCAGGGGGAGGCAGAGGAGGAACGGGUGGAGGUGGUGGAAGGGUCAAAGAGUGCAGCUGGAGGGGUCAUGCUCAAGGGGAGUGGCAGUGCUCCCUCUGUGUCUGCUGCAAUGGCUGCUGGUGCUGCAGCGGCGGCUGCUGCUGCUGCUACUGCUGUUGCUGCUGCCACUCUUCCCAAUCAUCCCCCUGCUCCGCUCUCCCCACCUCCUUUAGCCUCAUUCGAUGCCCCUGUGCCUGCUUCUUUCUCCCGCUCCUCUAACACCUCCCGCCCUCCCCUCUCCUCCUCUCGCCCUCCUGCAAUCCUCCCCACCUCUGCCGCUGCUGCUGGGACCGCUCGGGCUCGGCUGCGGCCUGCUGUGUCCAUCGGCAGUGCUGCUGCCCCAGCUGCUGGGGAAGCUUCUCAGCUCGCCUCAGCGACCCGUGAAGGCCCGAGGACAGGUGCAGUGGGCGCAGCAGGAAAGAGUUCUGCUGCUGGCAGAAGUGGCGGUUUGGAUGGGUUGAGAGGUGCAGAGGAGUCGGUUCCUGGUAUGGAAAGGAUUGGGGAUUGGGAAGAGGGUGGCGAGGAAGAGGAGGGGGAGGUGUUGCAGGGGCUGCGGGUGAAGAACCGGCAGGGCGAGUGGGAAGAGAGUGAGGACUUCAGGCCGCAGUGCUUGCAGCAGCCACAGUGCAUGCCUUCCCUGCACCUGCCCCAUGAGGGAGGGAGCACGGCGGGAGGUGCUGACGCAGGGGGGAAGCGAAAGCACGGUGGCAGACGGGAGCACGAGACCAGGCGGACUGAUGAGGAUGAUGAUGACUCGGUAAGAGAAAGGGAGGUGUGUGGGUGGAGUCAUAAGCAGAUGAGAUCACAACAUUCAUAA
Molecule: messenger RNA, 19050 nt
Organism: Closterium sp. Naga37s-1
Lineage: Eukaryota; Viridiplantae; Streptophyta; Zygnematophyceae; Desmidiales; Closteriaceae
Source: the annotation of a GenBank genome assembly